Pelagomonas calceolata is the source of this 1122-nucleotide messenger RNA. The record is from the annotation of a GenBank genome assembly. NCBI's taxonomy places the organism in Eukaryota, Pelagophyceae, Pelagomonadales, Pelagomonadaceae.
AUGGGGAAGAAGUCCCUCAGGGCCAAAAAAUGGUUCGGCCGCGGAGGCCACCAGCGUUACGCGGGACGGCCUGUAGACGCAGACCUCCUAAACACCACAAGAGCCUCCGAAGCUAGGGGUUUCGCAGUGAAACCGCGCGUCCCCGUUGCCUCCAAAGUUGUGGAAGCGGGCACGUUCACGCGCGCGUCGGAGGAGACGCUGAGGCAGCGACGCAUCGUGAGCGUGGCCGGACGGUUCAAGGGCGGCGGCGGCGCGCCCGGCGGGAGCGGUUCAAAGGCCCAUCGAGAAGCUCCUGCUCGCUUGUUCGAUCGCGUCGAGCUCAAGGACAUGGAGGCCCACCGCGAGAAGCUCGUGGCCGAGCUCGUGAAACAGAAGUCCUGGACAGUCGGCGGCGCGGGCCUCGCGUCCAACAAGGAACUCAUGGACAGACUCGAGGCCACGAAAAUAGAGCUUACCGACGAAACCAGACCGCGUGCAAUCUCGGUUGCCCUCGCAAAUGCCAGAGCCGCUAUCAAUGCCAUCCCGUCUCACCGAGAGUCGUCGGUCUGUACAUCAACCUGCGCGUCAAGCGCCUUGCCGUACCGUACGCCUUCCGGCGACACACGAACCAUGACAGACGAUAUUGAUACCAUGACAGAUUACGAGCUUAAUGUUACUGUGGCUCUCGUGGCUCUCCGGGAAACGGUCGUACUCAACAAUAACGACAGAGCCGAUUUUGGGGAGUAUUUGGAUGGCCUCGGGCUCCGAGACCGACCCGCUGGUCCGGAAUUUGUGAUGGAGACCAUCGCGUCCUGGCACCGUCUACGAAAGCACUGGCCACGGAUGCGGCGCAGAAUCUGCUCGUAUUGUGGAAAGAGAAGUGACCCCUCCGAACCGCGGCUCCUGGUCUGCGGGGGCUGCGGUGAGGGCCGCGGCGUGGGUCGAUAUUGUUCGGUGGCCUGCCAACGCGACCACUGGCCCGAACACCAGAAGAAGUGCUCUAUGUUCCAUGCAACGCCUCACACGAUGCUCCGAAACAAGUCGGGGCGGGACUCCUUUUUGAAUGGGUGUAUGGAGUCUAUUAAGAACGGGCUCACGCUGGAGGAAGCGGUAGAAGAUAGGCUGUGUAAAAGCAUGUUGUAG